Messenger RNA from Rhea pennata, 1140 nucleotides. RefSeq names its product UDP-GlcNAc:betaGal beta-1,3-N-acetylglucosaminyltransferase 3 (gene B3GNT3). The record is from RefSeq and is a predicted model, not a curated record. The transcript has a single exon. Gene Ontology annotation, molecular function: UDP-glycosyltransferase activity; hexosyltransferase activity. The coding region runs from base 1 to 1140 and encodes 379 amino acids. Gene Ontology annotation, cellular component: Golgi membrane. NCBI's taxonomy places the organism in Eukaryota, Metazoa, Chordata, Aves, Rheiformes, Rheidae.
AUGUCCCCACGGUGCUACAGGCUGGAGGUGUGGGGCCUGGGCGCUGUGGGGCUGCUGGGGCUCUGCUACCUCCUGUACAGCGACCAACGGCUUUGGCUGAGCGUGGCCGCCGGCCCCGAGCCCAGCCCCAGUGCCGCCCCCGGCCUGCCGGCGCCCUCGGCCGAGCCCCCCGCCCCCUGCGCCGCCGACCCCUCGGUGCACAACGUCUCCGGCUUCGCCACCCUGCCCGGCCACGUGCAGGACUUCCUGCGCUACAAGCACUGCCGCGCUUUCCCCCCGCUGCUCGACGUGCCGGGCAAGUGCGGCGGGCCGGCGCGGUCCCCCGGCGUCUUCCUCCUCCUGGCCAUCAAGUCCUCGCCGGGGAACUACGCGCGCCGGGAGGUGAUCCGCAAGACGUGGGGGCAGGAGCGGAGGGUGGCGGGGGUCUACAUCCGCCGCGUCUUCCUCUGCGGAGUGGUGCCCGGCGGCGCCGAGGCGCCCAAGCUGAACCGGCUGCUGCGGCUGGAGCAGCGGGAGCACGGCGACGUCCUGCAGUGGGAUUUCUGGGACACCUUCUUCAACCUGACGCUGAAGCAGGUGCUCUUCCACGCCUGGCUGGAGGAGAGCUGCCCCGGCGUCCGCUUCAUCUUCAACGGCGACGACGACGUCUUCGUCAACACGGACAACGUGGUCCGCUUCGCGCUGAGCGCCCGGGGCGCCGAGAACGGGCACCUCUACGUGGGCCACCUCAUCGCCAACGUGGGCCCCAUCCGCAGCAAGAGCAGCAAGUACUACGUGCCCCCGCAGGUGAUGGCCUCGGAGCGGUACCCGCCCUACUGCGGGGGCGGCGGCGUGCUCAUGUCCGGCUUCACCGCCCGCACCAUCUACCAGCAGUCGCGGCACGUCGAGCUCUUCCCCAUCGACGACGUCUACCUGGGCAUGUGCCUGGAGAAGGCAGGGCUGGCCCCGGCUUCGCACGCUGGCAUCCGGACCCUGGGCAUCCAUGUGCCCGCCCCGGCCGAGCCCUUCGACCCCUGCUACUACCGGGAGCUGCUGCUCGUGCACCGCUUCGUGCCCUACGAGGUGGCGCUGAUGUGGCACGCCGUCCGCGAGCCCCGGCUGCGCUGCGGCAGGCACGUGGACAUCUACCCGAGCACCUGA